This is a messenger RNA of Cetraspora pellucida, 432 nucleotides long. The record is from the annotation of a GenBank genome assembly. NCBI's taxonomy places the organism in Eukaryota, Fungi, Glomeromycota, Glomeromycetes, Diversisporales, Gigasporaceae.
AUGCACAAAGUAACAAAAGCUAGAUAUGAAGAACUUAUUAAAGAAGCAAUUAAUAAAUGCCAAUUAGUAGAAAUUGACUUGUCCAAAAAAACAAAGACUAAGAAAGCUUUGAAAAAAUGGCAUUUAGUAGUAAAUAAAUUAAUUAAAAGGAUACAAUGCUUAUUAGAAGGUCAAAGAAGAAGAAAUGUAAAAAAUUUAAAUAAAAUAGUUAAAUUACUAGCAAAUUUAAAUAAAUUAUUAGAAAUUAAGUCAAAUGUUGCAUUUGUAUUAAGAAGUUGUAAAGUAACUUAUCAUAAGAAUAUAUGUGAAGAAUUACUUGCAGAUUUAAAUAAUUCAUUAGACAUUGAACUGAAUAAUGCAUUUAUAUUGAAUGAAUAUGAAGAAGAUAUAUCAGAUGAUAAUAAAUAUAAAAAAUUACUCAGAUUUAAAUAA